AUGGCUUCAACUCAGAAUCCUGUUCGCAUUGCUAUGCGCGAUAAGCACUAUAAUGAACGCUCCGAGAUUCAGAAUGCAGCUAUGAAAGCUGGCCUGGAUUUGAUCCCCAGCUUUUCAGACAGAGACAAUUUGGUGGUCGUUGACUAUGGGUCUGCGCAGGGUGCCAACUCCAUCGAACCUGUCAAGAAAGCUAUCUCAACCUUGCCAGAUGGCGCCAUUGCUUCUCUCAUCUUUGAAGACACCCCAUUCAAUGACUUCGGAACCUUGGCAAAUACUGUCUCGGAUAACUUUACCAACCAAGACAGCAAGAUCCAGAUCAUUCCAAGUCUUGUUCCGUUGGGAUUCUAUCAGCAGGUGGUCCCAACAGGUCAAGUUGACAUUGGCUUCUCCUGGUCCUCCUUCAACUACCUCGAGAAGAUUCCUUCUGUUAGUCUUGACGCAACAGCUUCACCAGCUGAGUUUGCAGUUGCUCGUCACAAAGCCCUAGCCGCAGCAGCGCACACAGACCUGAUCAAGCUACUCACGCUUAGGGCCAAGGAGACUCGGAGCGGAGGAUACUUCAUUGCUGCUAUCGGAGGUCAGGCACCUGAAGGAGAGAUUACGCCUUCCAAACCAGGAUCCCAAGUUCUUCAAGCCGGAUUGAUGCGCAUGGUCGGUGAGGGGAAGCUCUCGCUGCCUGAGCUGAUGCAGAUGGCUCUCUUCCCAAGUCAUGAGCGCACGCCUGAUGAAGUGCGAUCUGCUUUGAAGGAUGAGGCUGUCGCAGCGUUAUGGGACGUGGAGCCUAUGGAGUCGAAGCUAAUCGUGCAGCCAGCAUGGGAAGUCUACCAAGAUAAGAUCAAAGCUGAUGAAAGUAAAAAAGACGAAGCCCUGAAGGAAUACGCCCGGGUCGCCAUCAACAACGUGGUCUCAGCCUCCGGGUGGUUCUGGGUCGACGUCCUGAAAAGAUCCAGAGGUCAAGAUUGGGACGGAGGCGAUGCCUUUCUCGAAGAAUUCAUCAACAUCACAGUUGAGGAAUUUGUCACAAAGUUUGCGGACUUUAAGUUGGAGAUAUGGUACAACUACAUCAAGCUCAAGAGAACCGAUAAGAAGGCCUAG
Messenger RNA from Fusarium redolens, 1095 nucleotides. RefSeq names its product S-adenosyl-L-methionine-dependent methyltransferase. The coding region runs from base 1 to 1095 and encodes 364 amino acids. The record is from RefSeq and is a predicted model, not a curated record. The transcript has 3 exons. Gene Ontology annotation, molecular function: S-adenosylmethionine-dependent methyltransferase activity. Gene Ontology annotation, biological process: methylation. Lineage: Eukaryota; Fungi; Ascomycota; Sordariomycetes; Hypocreales; Nectriaceae.